AUGACCGUCGUUGCGACCAUCAAGUGCGUCGUCGUUGGUGACGGUGCUGUGGGCAAGACGUGCCUCCUCAUCAGCUACACCACCAACAAAUUCCCCUCGGAAUACGUCCCGACCGUCUUUGACAACUAUGCCGUCACGGUAAUGAUUGGCGACGAGCCGUAUACCCUCGGGCUGUUCGAUACUGCAGGUCAAGAGGACUACGACAGACUCCGACCUCUCUCCUACCCGCAGACCGAUGUCUUCCUCGUCUGCUUCAGCGUCACAUCACCCGCCUCGUUCGAGAACGUCCGGGAGAAGUGGUUCCCCGAGGUCCACCACCACUGCCCCGGCGUCCCCUGCCUCAUCGUCGGUACCCAGGUCGACUUGCGCGAUGACCCCAGCGUCAGGGAGAAAUUGGCGAGGCAGAAGAUGACUCCCGUGAGGAGAGAGGACGGCGAGCGCAUGGCCAAGGAGCUUGGCGCUGUCAAGUACGUUGAGUGCAGCGCGCUCACACAGUUCAAGCUGAAGGAUGUGUUUGACGAGGCGAUUGUUGCUGCGCUUGAGCCGCCCAUGCCCAAGAAAAAGUCACACAAGUGCCUCGUCCUAUAA
Molecule: messenger RNA, 588 nt
Organism: Purpureocillium lilacinum
Lineage: Eukaryota; Fungi; Ascomycota; Sordariomycetes; Hypocreales; Ophiocordycipitaceae
Product: Rho GTPase
Biological process (GO): endocytosis; establishment or maintenance of cell polarity; Cdc42 protein signal transduction
Molecular function (GO): protein kinase binding; GTP binding; GTPase activity
Source: RefSeq, a predicted model, not a curated record